AUGCAGCAGCAACGCGCUCAACGACACCGCAAAGCUAUCCCCAACGAGUGGAAAGCAGCGCUACGCGCUCAAAAGAGAAUCAACCAGCAUCUCACGCAUAAAGAUUUGACGAAGUGGUUUGAAGACACGUACAACCAACCGAUCGACCGGGCUUCGAUAACACGAAUCCUUUCCUAUAAAUACGCCUUCAUUGACGACCUCGAACCACAUCAAUUGAAGGAUAAACGGCGCCGUGUUGAGCAGUGGCCGGAAUUAGAAAAAGCUGUUAUGGAUUGGAUAAGAUUAGCUGAGACCGAAGCUCCUAUCUCACAGGAAGCUAUACGCUACAAAGCGCAGCAAUACUGGCCACCUCUUCAUCCUAAUGACCCUAUACCGUCAUUUCGUAACGGCUGGCUCUUUGUUUUCCAAACGCGGAAUAAUAUAAAGAACAGAAAACUACAUGGAGAAGUUGCAAGCCUGUCUACAGAUGGUGCAGAUCAAAUGAUCAAGAUUCGUCGACUUCUUGCUUCAUAUCCUCCGCACGAUAUCUUCAAUUGUGAUGAAUCUGGCCUGUUUUGGGAAUUAUUCCCUGACCGAAGCCUUUCAACGAGUGCUCUGCCUGGCCGGAAUAUUCUUUUUGCCUGCAAUUCGGAUGGCUCGGAGCGAAUCCCUCUUUGGAUUAUUGGCAAUACAAAAAAGCCACGAGCAUUCACUCAGGCUCAUAUUGAGCCUCAUAAUCUCGGUAUCCAAUGGCGGUCUAAUGGAAAAGCAUGGAUGACUUCAGAUAUUUUCAAGGAAUGGCUUCUCGCGUUCGACGCGCAAAUGGCAGGCCGGAACUAUACAACUAUUAUAUAUUUCCCCCCUGAUUCAACAACAAAAUACCAACCUCUCGAACAAGGGAUUAUCCAAGCCUGGAAAGCUCUAUGGAAGCGAGCAUGGGUUCGGUUUAUUAUCGACGAAUUUGAUCGUGGAAUUGACCCUCUAUCUACAAUGACAAUUCUCCGUGCCGUAAGGUGGGCGGUUAAUAUGUGGGAAGGAGUUACAUCAACAACAAUUACCAAUUGCUUCAAGAAAGCUCUUCAUGACGAGACUGAGGCUGAGUUCGAGAGUGCACUGUUGAUACAGGAUUUGCAGAAUAGUCUGCAGGAUUUGAAGCUCACAAACCGGGUUCAGGAUGUCAUGGAUAUCCACCAAUUUUUGAAUCCUCUGGAUGAGCAGGUUAACGAUACAAUGAUGGAUAUUGAUAAUAUUGUUUGA
Messenger RNA from Talaromyces stipitatus ATCC 10500, 1236 nucleotides. Its product is annotated as jerky, putative. Gene Ontology annotation, cellular component: nucleus. NCBI's taxonomy places the organism in Eukaryota, Fungi, Ascomycota, Eurotiomycetes, Eurotiales, Trichocomaceae. The record is from RefSeq and is a predicted model, not a curated record. The transcript has 3 exons. Gene Ontology annotation, molecular function: DNA binding. The coding region runs from base 1 to 1236 and encodes 411 amino acids.